This is a messenger RNA of Hydra vulgaris (swiftwater hydra), 2342 nucleotides long. RefSeq names its product peroxisomal carnitine O-octanoyltransferase. NCBI's taxonomy places the organism in Eukaryota, Metazoa, Cnidaria, Hydrozoa, Anthoathecata, Hydridae. The record is from RefSeq and is a predicted model, not a curated record. Gene Ontology annotation, cellular component: peroxisome. Gene Ontology annotation, molecular function: carnitine O-octanoyltransferase activity.
GGGCAAAUGUAUAAAUAUUAGUUCAUCGAUUCACAAAGCAACUAAACUUUUUUCAUUAAUGAGUAGUUUCAAAUAUAAAGAUUAACUUGUUGUCUUAGACUUGAACUCUAACUGAGAGAAGAAAAAGGGGAGAUUUAGUAGCAUUAUACAAACUUAUGCACGGUAUUGACAAGAUAAAUAGUGUUUUUUUUAGAAAUGUUAUAACUAAAAGUGUUUCUCUAAAAUGAGUACUGAAACACUUUCAUGCCAACAAUAUCUGCCUUCUCUUCCUCUUCCAUCAUUGAAAGAUACAUGUGAACGUUAUUUAAAAUCAGUUCAACCUUUCCUGAAUGAAAAAGAGUUUGCUAAUACAAAAUCAGAGGUAGAGAAAUUUCAAAAUGGUGUUGGAAUAAUGUUGCAUGAAAAACUAAUUCAAAAAGCAAAAUCAAGCCGCAACUGGCUUCAAUUUUGGUGGGAUAAUUCUUACUUAGAGUACAGAGGGCCUCUUCCCUUCAUCAGCAAUACAGCUGGUCUACUUGAAUCAACAGAAUGGGAUCAGCCAAAAUUAGGCAGCCAACUGGAAAGAGGAGCUCUUUGGAUUCAUUUUGCAGCUGUUAAUCAUGUUGAAAUUAUAAGACAGUGUCUUCCCGUUGGAAAGUUUGGAAAUGGUAGCUUUCAAUGUAUGUUGCAGUAUUACAUGCAUUGUGUUGGACGAAUACCUGGGGAAAAAAAGGAUAUUCCAGUUUGCCACACCCAUGUUGUUCCAAAACCAGAUGGGUCGUACAAUGUAAUUUGCGAAGUGCGCCAUUUUGUUGUUUUAAUGAAAGGAAGAAUAUUUAAAUUACAAGUGCUUGAUGAUAGUAAAGUUCCAUAUACUCCGGCUGAAAUCUACAAUCAGCUUUUGAUCAUUGCUGGUAUAUGCAAAACGUCUGGAGAUGGCCUUUCUAUUGGCUCACUGACAUCAACUGAUCGUGAUUCUUGGUAUAAGGCAUAUACAAAUCUGUGUGAAUUGGAUAUUCAGAAUAGAACUAAUAUUUCUGUUAUCAAUGAAGCUGCAUGGGUAGUUGCAUUUGAUGAUGUAGAAACUUACACUAUCCAACAGGCUUUCGAAAAUUGUGCUUUAGGAGACUGUGUUAAUCGCUGGUUUGAUAAAAAGACCUGUAUAAUAACUGCUACUGGUAUCUUUGGAAUGAAUAAUGAUCACCUUUAUAUCGAUGGUUUUGUUGCUAUACAAGUAUACCAAAAUAUAUAUUUAAAAUGUAUAGAGCAAAAGUUUCAAUGGAAAAAUGGGAAAUUGCGAAAUGAUAUAGAAGUACCUUAUGAACUUCAGUUUGUUGUUGAUAAUCAUAUUCUUUCACUUGUUAAGGAAGCACAAGUAAAACAUAGAAACCUGAUGGCAUCGUUCUUAGUUAUUAACAGACCAAUCAGAGGGUAUGGUAAAUCAUUAUGCAAAUUGUUGAAGAUUAACCCUGAUCAUUUGGUUCAGAUUGCAAUACAACUUGGUUAUUACAGGUUGCAUAAAAAAUGUUGUGCUACCUACGAGUCAGCUAGUACAAGGAAGUUUUAUAGUGGAAGAACAGGCACUGUCAGGUCAUGCACCAACGAAACAUUGGCAUUUGCACGUUCUAUGAUGGAUCCCUCUAAAACUAAAGAAAAUUGCAAGCAACUGUUGAUAAAUGCUAUAAAAGCUCAUUCUUCUCUUAUGAAAGAUGCCAUGGAUGGACAAGACAUAGAUCGUCAUUUUUUUGGAUUAAGAAAAAUAAUUGAACUUGAAGGCCUUACUUUACCAUCUUUGUUUAGUGAUAAAGCAUGGAAACUAAGUGGUGGUGACUGUAACUAUAUAUUGUCAACCAGUUUAUCAGGCUUUACCUAUUCUUAUGGAGGGAUGGGUCCUAUGGUAUUUGAUGGAUAUGGAGUUUUUUACACCAUUUCUGAUGAGAGCAUCAAUAUUGUCAUUAGCACAUGGAAAGAUUCAGUGCAAAGCAGAUGUGAAGAUUUACAUAAUGCAAUUCAAUUAUCGUGUCAAGAUAUUAAAGCCUUACUCUCCGAUGUUUCAAAGUUGUAGGGCGAUUUUAUUUUUUUGCUGUUUGGUAAAACAAGACUUUUAUUGGCUGUUUAUAUAAAAAUUGUUUUUAUGUUUUUUGAAAAAAACUAUACAGUUUUAUGUUUUACAUAAAACUGUAUAAUAUUAUUAAUACAACGUUUUAAAUUGUAUAAUGUAUUGUUAAUACUAUUUAACAAUAUAUUAUAAAAUUUAAAACGUUGCGUUUAUAAUAGUAGGUUAAAAUUAGCCUGUUACUUUCAAAUCAAUCAAAUGAAAAAAAGUUACAAGAAUUUUAAAUACAAAUAUUGAAUGUUUAAUA